Messenger RNA from Arctia plantaginis, 2361 nucleotides. NCBI's taxonomy places the organism in Eukaryota, Metazoa, Arthropoda, Insecta, Lepidoptera, Erebidae. The record is from the annotation of a GenBank genome assembly.
AUGGCGGACGAAGAAGGGGACGAACAAGACGUUGUUGUUGUUGCUUCUACUAGGAAAAGGCCUAAAGUUGCAUGGAGUGAUGACCUAAGCCAUGAUUCUGAGGAAGAAAGAGAAAAGGAACGCCUCGCCCAGCUCGAAAGAGAACUCGCAGAAACACCCGUCAAACCAAUCUAUCCCCCAGAAGACCUCGAAAAACUUGUAGGUUUUGUAAUGAAAAUGACCACUCUCUACGAUCUUCGUGACGAAGAUUGGACUGAUGAAGCAAAACAGGGAAUUGAAGAGUGGAUCUUAGAACCUAAACACCUCAUGCUCAGCGUUUACUUUAGAGGCGAUAAACUCAAAGCUACGCCCGAUAUUCCCUUAGUUCACGUUUAUGAUCUCACUUACUUUCUGAGGCCUCCUGACCACGUCUUUCAAGUCAGUACAUUCCAUGAUGAGAUUACGUUCGGGACCUUCGUAGAUUCUGUAGAAUCGAAUAUGAUACAACUAUUGGAAAAUGUAUAUGCUCCCUAUUUCUUCUCGGUGAAUACAUGGCCGGAUAGCGUCAAGAGUGAAUUUUGUAGCCAUAUACAUACGUUUUUGGCCAAGCUGACUGAUAUGUACUACAAAAUGCUUGGCCUGACCGUUCUUUACAUACCUCAAGAAGGCCAACAAUUGUCUUUUGAAAAAGCUAGCGCUGACAGAGAACUGGUGAAGAGAUUGGAAGGAGUAGUGGUGUACUGGACUCAUCAGAUGAAAUCGUGUUUGGAGGAUACGGCGUUUGUGGCUUCACAGAAGGAACUGUUGUGCCCCAGUGAUGAAUAUGACUUUUGGAUUUACAGACAUGAAAACCUGAAUGCUCUACUGUUCCAAGUAAAGAAUCCAGCGGUGAAACACAUCACCAAGAUCUUAGUAACCACUCAUUCUACAUUCAUACACCAGUUCCAAGCAUUAUGUGAAGAGGUAGUCCAAAAGAUCGCUGAAGCUACUUCCAACAUCGAAUACUUACAAGUCAUCAAACAGCCUUGCGCUAUACUUGAAUGUGUGGUGGAUCCAGAUGAAAUAUCCAGGCACAUUCCGAAAAUAAUAAACCUCUUCAGGUUCAUUUGGAUGGAGUCACCAUAUUACAACUCCGAAACAAGAAUAACGAAUUUGUUCAAAGCUCUAAGCAACCAGAUUAUAAUUUUGUGCCGAAACUACAUCAAGCUCGAUGACCUUUUUGAUGGAGCUACGAAGAAAGCUUUAGGGGAGUUUAGCAAAUGUAUCGACUGCUGCAAAAGAUACAGAGAAAUCUAUGAUGUGAUGGCAGAAGCUCACAAUGAGAUCAAUCCAAACAGCUGGAUGCUGGACACAGGAUCUAUCUUUAACUAUAUUGACUCCUUUAUCCAAAGGUGCUUUGAUAUGUUGGAUGUCUGCAACUGUAUGAUUAUUUUUGGGAGGAUCGAUGAGCUGGAGCCUAUCAGUAAGUCGAUAUUCGCGGGCGCCAGAGGAGACGUGUUCGAAGCGAAGUGCGACAACAUCGAGAGGCUGUUCUUCAGCGCUCUGCUCGAUGUGAGAGGAGUGGCUCACACCAUACUCGAUGUUCAAGCUCCAUCGUGGUACGAUGACAUACUGAAUUUUCGCUCUGUGAUUAAGGAUAUCGAGAUAAUAAUAGAGAACUUAGUGGAGUCGGUGUUCGAAGGCGUGAACAACGUGGAAGAGGCCGUGCUGGCACUCUUCUCUCUUAACAAUUACUCCAAAAGGAAUAAUCUGAAGCGUAUUUUUAAAAGGAAGACUGCUGAGGUAUGGGCAAUGUUCAGUGAAGAAGUCCAAGAGUCUAAGAAAGACAUGGUGUCCACUCGUAGUCAGCAUCCAGCGGACAUGCCAUCCUUCGCCGGGAGAGCCACCGUACUCAAGAUGAGGAAGAAUCGACUCAUGUAUCUAAAAAAGAUAAUGACAGACGCAUCUGUAUGGAUGAUGGCGUGCAGUAGUUCCGAGGAGGUGAUAAUGCACGUGAACAGACUCACGGGAGCAAUCGAUGUGGCCAUCAGAGAGCUCUGGAUAUCCUGGACGCACAACUUGGACGAAAAAUGUGGAGCUGGGCUGAACAGGACUCUGAUGAGGAAGAGUGCUGAAAACCCUGGACUACUGGAGUGUAAUAUUGACUCAAAUAUUUUGGAUUUAUGCCAUGAAGCUGCGCAUUGGGAGAAUCUAUUGAUGGACAUUCCUCUGCAUGCUUAUCAGGUUUACAUGAAGGGUAAGAAUGUAUACUACGUGUUUGAGAGUGUAUUAGCCGUCGUUAAAGGGUACAACAAGAUCUUGGACUCGCUGUCGGACGAAGAGAGGUUGCUGUUCAAACCGCUUAUCAAUGUAAGUUCAUUUAUCUAUCCGUCACACUUUUAA